Messenger RNA from Purpureocillium takamizusanense, 2658 nucleotides. RefSeq lists its product as uncharacterized. The transcript has a single exon. Bases 114 to 2255 code for a protein of 713 amino acids. Gene Ontology annotation, biological process: cell motility; actin filament organization. NCBI's taxonomy places the organism in Eukaryota, Fungi, Ascomycota, Sordariomycetes, Hypocreales, Ophiocordycipitaceae. The record is from RefSeq and is a predicted model, not a curated record. Gene Ontology annotation, cellular component: plasma membrane.
CUCCUCCUCCUCCUCCUCCUUCUUCGCCUCCCUCCAUCGCGUCCUGCAUAGCCCGCACCCGUUCGGCCCCUUCGUAUCCAUACCGUCACCCGCCUGGCCGACCGUCCCCGACAAUGGACCAGGCCGACAUCCCCGCGCUGCUGUCGCGCCUCGGCAGCGACGAGGACGCCGUCCGCAAAAUGGCCGUCUUCAAGUUGCAAAACUCCAUCAACGACCCCGCCUUUGCAGACGUCUUCAUAUCCUCGGGUGGCCUCGUCGUGUUGCGCCGCCUCAUCAUGAGCUCCCUCGGCAACACCCUCGCCUACACGCUCCAAAGCUUGACGCGCCUGCUCGAAGUCGACAUGGGCUGGGAGAUCUUCGAGACACCCACGGCCACCGACCUAGUCGAGCGAAUAGUCGAGCUCAUCGUCACGAACCCGCUGGUUAACAUCCUCAGGGGCGCCAUGGCCAUUCUCGUCGCGCUCGUCAGCCAUUCCCAGUCAAGCGCCACGGCAAACUCGCCCAGUUCGGUCCCUGGCACGUUCGGCUUUCGCGCGCUCCGACCUGCCAUCGCAGUGUACCCGCAAUUCUUCGACCUCGUCGUCCAGCAGCUCCACAGCGCAGACCAUGCGUUGUGCGGCAACGCCUUGAUGCUUAUCAACGCCCUCAUCCGCGAUGCACUGUCGAGCACGGUCCGCGAUGCGAAUGGCCAGGAAAAUGGGACAGGUGGCAGAGAAGACUGGGCCAAGCUGAUCAAGCGCCUGCAGGAUCUUGGCCUGAUACGGGCGGUGUAUAAGCUUAUGCAAAGCUCAUCCCUACAAGACCUUGCCGUGCCCAUGCUCGAGUUCCAAUCCCUCAGCAAGCUGCUCAUUCGGAAGUGGCGCGAAGUCAGGGUAGAUCUGGACCGACCAGAGCACCGACGGUCGCUCAAAAGCAUACACUUGGCGAGUGCGCCUGAACGCGCCGCCGUCAAUGGGACGCCCAAGGAGGAGGGCUCAGAAAUAGGCAAGAAGAAACACAACCCAGAAAAGUGGCGGAGGCUUGGGUUUGAGACGGAGAGCCCGGCGCAGGAGUUCGACACGGCGGGAUAUUUGGGCAUGAUGGACUUGACGGACUACGUGCGGCGGCACGAGGACGCCUUUCAGAAGCUGCUGCUUGAGCAGGCAACACGUCGGGCGUCGGGCCGCUGCCCAGUCGCGCGAGCCAGUCUGGCGGUGACCAUGAUUAUGUAUGAUCAUUUCGAGAUUGACAAGACCGACCUCGAGGACACCAAGGGAUACCAGGGCGCACAGAUGAAGGACCAGGACAAGCUGUUCCAGCCGCUGCUGCUGCAGUGGUCAAGACUUCACGCGGCCGGUCUCCAAGGUUUCUUGCGCCUGUGGAAGUCAACGGCUGCCGAGGUCGAGGACUUCGACAAAGUUGUUGAGUUGACGCGUAUACUGAUCGAGCAAGUCAUCGGCCAGUCCACUCGGACAAGAGACAUAAUGGAGGUGGAGGACGACAUGCACGAGUACGACAUCACUCGCCUGCGGAACCUACAACUGGAGCUGCUGGAAUUGACCUUUGAAGACACGUGGGGUGAACACCUGUACCAGGUGCGCGAGGUGCUCAAACAGGAGGCCCUACAGUUUGUCAAGGAGCAACGAGUGCGCUGUCUGUUACAGGGGUCUUGGUUCAGCAGGCAAACCCCGAAUCGAGAUGCGAAUGGCGAUGGCGGCGACAAGCCGACGACAACUUCGUGGCGUUUUGCCAAGCUGUCACACAAUCGGCGGUUCCUGCACUAUUGCGACUUUGAGCAGCAGAUGGCGCAGGACCCUGGCUUGGACAACCUGACGGAGAAAAUUGACCUGGCAAGUAUAAGCUCUGUCGUGUCCAACGUGUCGGCCCCGAACGAGGACGCCAAGAGCACCGCCAGCACAACGACGGUGCAAAAGCUGAGCAGCAACCCGAAGGCGACCACCAAGAUUACUAUCUUUCGAUAUGUCGACCCGUCGGAAGCCACCGGCGGCGGCGAAGCGAAAGAGCAGCCGAUGUUGACGCUGUGGCCGAUGAGCCACAGCCUGGCGUCAGAGUGGCUCGACGGCCUCCUCAUGUUGCUCAACCAAGCGCCGAUAACGGCCGAGACUAGUAAGCUCAUCAAUUUGGUCAGUGACUACGGCCUGAAAAUCCGACUCCUCAACGUCAGGAUGGACUCGGCAUUCGAGGGGCCGCCACCGGGGGCUGGUGUGGUACCGAGCAGGGAAGGGCUGGACGACGACUACUUCUUCGAGGUCUAAGCGAACGUCCACCGCGUUCGUCCUGUUUUCCUUUUCAUACCCAUAUAUACCCUUUGAUCUUUGUACUCAAUUACGUCGCUGGCGAGGCAUAGCGCACAUGUCGAGGCCGAGUAAUGAUGGAUGCGGGCGCGGGCGGUCUGCUGUUGAAACGAUACCUCAUGUCGAUGUGCUGAGAAGGCAGUUGGUCCGCUGGGCACCGUGUGAGGGUGUGUUAGGCCCAACUGGACGGAUCAUUAAGCGAGAUGUAUUGCCCUCGCCCCCCUGGGGAGCGUACAGGUACUACCUGUACUUCGUACUUCAAAGCCAAUUCCGAAUGUUGGCGAGGUGUGGACAAGGCCUAGAGACAAACCAAGUCACAAUAAUCAAAAAUGGCUAAGCCGACAAUCAUCAUUAUUCCCGCUGC